Messenger RNA from Prunus avium (sweet cherry), 1303 nucleotides. Its product is annotated as sphinganine C4-monooxygenase 1. Lineage: Eukaryota; Viridiplantae; Streptophyta; Magnoliopsida; Rosales; Rosaceae. The record is from RefSeq and is a predicted model, not a curated record. Gene Ontology annotation, biological process: lipid biosynthetic process. Gene Ontology annotation, molecular function: iron ion binding; oxidoreductase activity.
AUAUUUCUGGCUCUCUCUCUCUCUCUCGAACAUUGAUUUCAACGAGUCUAGCGAGCCUGCUCUCAUUUUAAAAAUCCAAACUUGACCCACUUCUUCUUCAACGAUUGAUAAAUGUUAUCUCAAAAUUUCAUUUUUAAAACUCUAUAUUCCAACCAACGUCAAUAAUAGUGGGAAAGGCCUAUUUUAGUUAGGGUUAGGUUUCUCUUCUCCUAUUUAGGAUUUUGGGUUAUUUGGGGAAAAUCAUCCUAUCUCAUGCAAAUUUCGAUUCUUGGGUUCCCUUUUUGAUCAUCGUUUUUCCUUUUUCAAAGAUGGGAUUUGAGGUUUCUGAUGAGCUAUUGGGAACUUUCGUCCCAGUUUUGAUAUAUUGGGCAUACUCGGGGAUUUAUGUGGUUCUGGAUUCGUUUGAGAACUACCGGCUUCACACAAGGAAAGACGAAGAUGAGAAGAAUUUGGUGUCCAAGAGAACGGUGGUCAAAGGGGUUCUUCUUCAGCAAACCAUUCAGGCUAUUGUUGCUAUCCUCCUGUUUACGGUGACGGGAAAUGAUGGUGGGGAUUCAGGUGUAAAGCCUUCUUUCAUUGAUCUAGCAAGACAGUUUGUUACUGCAAUGAUUGUUUUGGAUACCUGGCAAUACUUUAUGCACAGAUACAUGCAUCACAACAAGUUCUUAUACAAACAUAUCCAUUCCCAACAUCACCGGCUUGUUGUGCCCUAUGCAUUUGGAGCUCUGUACAAUCACCCUGUGGAGGGACUUCUUCUUGACACAAUUGGUGGAGCCUUAUCUUUUCUCCUCUCUGGCAUGUCUCCUCGAGCCUCCAUAUUCUUCUUCUCCUUUGCCACCAUCAAAACCGUAGACGACCAUUGUGGAUUAUGGCUUCCGGGGAACCUGUUCCAUGUAUUUUUCAGUAAUAAUACUGCUUACCAUGAUGUCCACCACCAGCUCUAUGGAAGCAAGUACAACUUCUCCCAGCCGUUCUUUGUUAUGUGGGAUAGGAUACUUGGUACCCAUAUGCCGUACUCAUUAGAGAAGAGAGCAGGUGGGGGAUUUGAAGUGCGGCCUAAGAAAGUAGACAAGGAGAAUUGAUUCUUGCUUGAGGAAACACGAAUCUAUAUUGAUUGUACCAGUAUUAGGGAACCUCACUGCUUGCAUAGUUUGUUGUAUAUACAUAUAUAUUGUUGUGCCUUAUUCUUUUGUUUUCUUCUUCGAAUGAGUUUUAAAACUUAGUUGUGGAACUGAGAAUUCAUUUAUCGAGAUAAAAUCUGACAGCAGCUUCAAUUUGGUUUGAGCAUCUGAUAUUGGAGCAA